This is a messenger RNA of Staurois parvus, 288 nucleotides long. The record is from the annotation of a GenBank genome assembly. NCBI's taxonomy places the organism in Eukaryota, Metazoa, Chordata, Amphibia, Anura, Ranidae.
GCUAUCACCGAUAACGGAAAGAGCCGAAGAUGUCGGCUUGGUCAUGUGAUCAGCUGUGUCCAAUCACAGCUGAUCACAUGGGACAUCUACACUGAUCAUCAGGGCACUGAUGAUCAGUGUGCCCUGAUGAUCAGUGUGGCCCCAGAAGUGCCACCUGUCAGAGUCCAUCAGUGCCAGCUGUCAGUGUCCAUCAGUGCCACAUCAAUGCCACAUAUCAGUGCCUACCAGUGCACAUCAAUGCCACAUAUCAGUGCCCAUAUGAGCUGCCUUUCAGUGUCACCCAUCAGU